This is a messenger RNA of Linum tenue, 932 nucleotides long. Lineage: Eukaryota; Viridiplantae; Streptophyta; Magnoliopsida; Malpighiales; Linaceae. The record is from the annotation of a GenBank genome assembly.
CACACACACUCUUUUCAAUUCAAUCUCCCCUUUCACUUCCUUCCCCACUUUCUCGCCAUGGGAAACCUUCACCUCCUCAUCGCCGCCGUCGCCAUACUCGCAGCCACCGCAGCCCUCCCGGCAAACGCCGCCGUGGCCGACAUCGUCACCCCGGCCUUCUUCAACGGCAUCAAGAACCAAGCACCCAACAGCUGCGCCGGGAAGAACUUCUACACACGUGAGGCCUUUCUGCAAGCCGCAAACGCCUACCCCAACUUCGGCAACCGAGGAUCUCUCCCCGGUUCGAAGCGCGAAAUCGCGGCCUUCUUCGCCCACGUCACCCACGAAACCGGAAGCAUGUGUUACGUGGAGGAAAUCAACCGCGCGACUUACUGCGACCCGAGCCAGUACCCGUGCGCUCCGGGGAAAAAAUACUACGGCCGGGGCCCACUUCAGCUGACGUGGAACUACAACUACGCGGUGUGCGGGCGGGCCAACAACUUUAACGGCGUCGGUGACCCGGACGUCGUGGCGAGGGACCCGGUGCUGGCGUGGAAGACGGCGUUGUGGUUUUGGAUGACAAAUGUUCGCCCCGUCCUGCCGCAAGGGUUCGGAGCCACCAUCCGGAAGAUUAACGGGAUUGAAUGUAACGGAGGAAACGCGCCCGCCGUCAGGGCUCGGGUCAGCUACUACAAUUCAUACUGUCAGAAGUUUGGGAUCCAGCCCGAGGCUAACACCAGCUGUUAAGCGCGCGGCGACCAGGGCCGACGGAGUCAAUAAAAUAAAUAAAUGGUAUCGAACAAUAAUAGUAUGGUGUAAUAUUUGUUCGAUUAUCGGCUUCUAUGUGUACUUUCGGCUUCCUGCUUCCUGGAAUUGUAGCAGUUGAAUCUGCUACGAGUUUGCGAAGGAAGAGAGAAUUAAUAAAUAAAAUAAACGUUAGAGGUUUCAUCUUU